UUUCAUAUGGUGAUGUUAACCUUAGGUAAGCACGGUACUGCUCAUUGCCAAGGUUAGUUAUACUGUUAUCUGUUCAUUUUUCUAUUUUUACAUUUUGCUGGAUUUCGGUUCUCAAGAUCGUCAAUGUUGAUUCGCUAGACUGAAGGCAGUAACAGUUCGUGUGAGGUCAGCCGUAUUGGUGCGUGAAGACAAGACAGCGGUACGGUACAGUAGUUCAGUUAAACUUGAGAAUUACUGAUGUUCAAGUUCUACCUUGAACCUGUACAUCAAUUGACGCUGGUGACAAGGAAGCGCACACGAUCCGACGGAACGCCUCAAAAGCGUCAAAACUUCCGGUCAUGUAACACGUUAACAGCUAAAACAUAUUCAAGUAUAAUCAGUGAACGGAUUGUCAUAUACCACGUGUUGCUUGUACUUGGCCCGAUAUCGUCCACGCGACUUUCACAUUUGUCAAUUUAGAACGUGCUGACACUGUAUGUAGUUAUUAUUACAGCACCCGUAAUUUCCAUUUCGGAACAUUAUAAUAGUUAAAGUUACCGUUGACUGAAGGUUUUGACGAAGUAAUUGUUUAAAUUAAGCGGAAAUACGUGUUUUUCAUCCGGUGAAUAAAUAUCUUUGUUGAAUAAUAUAUGGGAAACUAAGGUACUGACUGGCUGUCAACGAAUGUGAGAGGACAUACACCAUCUGUAUGCUUACCACUAGCGAUCUACUAGCUGCCUGCAUGGUUACCCUACAAAAAUGACUCACUGUAUGCUGCAAGGAAAGCGCUUCUACUGUCGGGAAUGGGCUUUUCAGAAAUUAUUACAUAGUUUAGAGAAUCGACAGAACGCUAAAACAUGUGGUACAUUAAUUGUUGGUGGACCAGGCAGUGGCAAGACGGCGUUCUGUGCCGAGAUGGUCUGGCCAACAGCUAGCCAUGGAAAACAGAGAAACUUGAGUAGGAGAGUUGUAGCUUAUCAUUUCUGUCAAUCACACGAUGUGGAGACUCUCUCUGUGGGAAAAUUCAUUCGAGGAUUAGUGAAUCAGAUUUCAAGAUCUACAGCAAUUCAUGGUUUUGACGAAAAAGUACGAGAUCCAAGUAUCCAGGCUGUGCUUGAACCUUCUGCGUGUGAACACAACCCAGAUGAUGCUUUUAAACAUGGAAUUUUACUACCACUCAGAUCGCUUAAUCCACCCCAAAGAAGUUGUUUUAUACUUGUUGAUUCUGUGGAUGAAGGAUUCACAAAAAACGAAGAAGAAAAGUCUGGUAGUCGAAAUAUCGCCGAACUUUUGUCAAACCAUCAUGAAUUCUUUCCACCUUGGUUAAACCUCAUCUGUAGUGCCCGCAGACAGAGUAAAUCAGUCACAAGACUUUUUACAGGUUUCCGAAAACUGAGUCUGGAUGACUUACGCAAGUCUCAUGUUGUGCGAGACGUGCAGCAGUAUAUUUUAUGUCGAUUGGAUCGUGAAGAAUCGUUGCGCAAUCAUUUGAGCAGGGAGACAGCAGAAAUGUUGAACCAGCUGCAUAUUAAAAGCAAUGGAUGUAUAAUGUACCUGGAAAAAGUUUUGGAUGGUGUUGGUGAGGAUUUUAUUCCUUUGGCAGAUAUUUCUCAAAUACCUGGAACAUUAAAUGGCCUAUAUCUUUGGUUAUGUCAAAGACUUUUUGUUAGGAAGCAAUUUGCUAAAAUACAACCAAUUUUGAACGUUUUGCUUGUUGCCAAGCGCCCUCUAAGUGAGGCGGAAUUGUUCUUGUGCGUUCGAACCCGAAAUAUGGCCAUGACCUUUGUGGAAUUUAACCAGCGAAUACGCACCAUGUCGAGGAUUUUAAUACGAACUCGAGGUGAACACAUCUUGUUAUUUCAUCAUAGUUUCACUGAGUGGUUGGUCGACGUAAAACAUUGCACUCAGAAAUAUUUGUGUAGUUGUGCAGAUGGAAAUGCUAUGCUAGCAUUGAGGUACAGUGGAAUUGCCAAAGAAUUAAAUGCAUCCCAGGUGUAUGAAUUCGCAGAACAUAUGCUAAAAGCGAAUCUUGCUCCUCCAAUGGACAACUCUCAACUUGCAUUGUGGCUGUUGCAAUCUGGUGCUCCAGUUGAGGAAUGCAUUGUAACGGCAUCCAAAAACACUGAUCCCGUCAACGAACUGUUAAUCAAAGCUGGUGCUAAAGUGGUUGGUAGAGAGAUCGAUCCAGUGACUUUUAGGAAUGCUUUGCAGAGGACAGAGUCUGUAAAUGACCUUUUGGAUGGUGGUGCGUCUGUUAAUCAAGUAGACGACAAUGGUCGCUCUUUACUUUCUAAUGCAGCAUUUAUUGGCAACGUGGAUGUUGUGAAAGUUCUUAUGAAUCGUGGUGCAGACGUUGAUGUUGCCGACAAGACUGGGCAAACUGCAAUUAGUUUGGCAUCACGUCAAGGUCAUUCGGACAUUGUAGACGUACUUAUCAAGCAUAAAGGAAACCUUGAUCACACAGACCACGAAGGGUGGACGCCUCUACGAUCAGCUGCAUGGGCUGGGCAUACAGAUGUCGUAACUGCAUUACUUGCUGCUGGUGCCAAUGUUGAUAGUUGUGAUGCUGACAAGCGAACAGCCCUAAGAGCUGCAGCAUGGGGAGGUCAUGAAGACAUUGUUUUGAAACUACUUGAACAUAAUGCUAAUGUUAACCAAGUGGAUAAUGAAGGGCGUACAGCCCUGAUCGCUGCUGCUUACAUGGGUCAUAGUAAGAUUGUUGAGCAUCUGCUAGAUCAUGGGGCUGAAAUAAACCACCAGGACCGAGAUGGACGUACUGCAUUGACCGUCGCCGCCUUGUGUGUUCCUUCUACUGAAGGUCAUGCAGAGGUUGUAAAAUUAUUGAUACAGCGCAAUGCACAGGUAGACCAUUGUGACCAUGAUGGGUUAACUCCAUUGCUAGUCUCAGCUUAUGAAGGUUAUUAUGAAGUCGUUGAAAUGUUAUUAGAAGGAGGUGCGGACAUUGAUCACUGUGAUGAAAACAACCGGACACCUUUGAUAGCUUCAGCUUCCAUGGGGCAUGUUGAAAUAGUCAGAACGUUAUUAAAAUGGGGAACAGCAGUUGAUACAAUGGACAAUGAUGGAAGAACUGUUCUCUCAAUUGCGGCGGCCCAGGGAAACGCCGAUAUCGUAAAAAUGCUUUUGGAAAGAGGCCUAGAUGAAAUGCAUCGGGAUCAUGCAGGUUGGACUCCUCUGCACAUGGCUGCAUUCGAAGGCAAUAAGGACGUUAUCGAGAUUUUCCUUCAAGAAGGUGCUCAGGUUCAUAUUGAUACUACUGAUCGCGAUGGUCGGACUCCGUUAAUCCUUGCUGCUGAACAAGGUCAUCUACCCGUGGUUGUGAGUCUAAUUCAAAGUGGCGCUGACCCCGAUAUUACUGGGCAUGACGGUCGUAGUGCACUUCGCUCUGCAGCAAUGGAAGGACAUAAGGAAGUAGUUGAAUUCUUGAUUCAUGAAUGCUCUAAUAUUAAUUACAAAGACGGAGAAGGAAGAACUACUGUCUACAUGCUUUCUUUAGAUAAUAAAAUCUCUAUGGCAAAUGUUUUGCUUCAGAAUGGAGCUGGUGUGGAUCAUCCCGACCUUGAAGGACGCAGCCCUUUGCAUGUUGCAUCGUGGCAGGGACAUAGCGAGAUGGUAUCGUUACUGCUCACACACCAAGCAAAUCCUAAUGCAAUGGACAAUGAGAAGCGCACACCUCUUCAAUCUGCUGCUUGGCAGGGAAAUGUAGAGGUUGUUCAAUUAUUGAUGAAAUAUGGAGCUAAUAUAAAUCAAACGUGCAAUCAAGGGGCAACAGCCCUGUGUAUCAGUGCCCAAGAGGGACAUAUGGAUGUUGUCGAUGCUUUGUUAAAACAUGGUGCUGAUCCUAACCAUGCUGAUGAACAUGGGCGUACGGCAAUGCGUGUUGCUGUCAAAGGCGAGCAUCAGAGUGUUAUUAAGCUUUUAGUAGACUAUGGUGUUCCUAUUAUAGACAGUCCCCGUGGAAGUCACUCUAGUAGAAGUGGAGGAUCAGUGUCUUCAAAUGACCAAAGGCAGUCAACAGGGCAACUCUCAAAUGGCUUACAGGAAGGCAGUACACCAUCGGACUCGCCCGACUCUACUUUUGAUAAAAAGCAAUCAUUAACUCAUUCAUCAAAUACAAAGUCUUCUUCAAAUCUUACAUCUACUUCUUCCACGAACCGAUCAUCUGGACAUGUUCCGUCAAGUGGGUAUGGAGAUUUGUUUACAGAACAAAUUCAUGAACAUUCUUCACCUGAUCAGUUUGAUGUUCAAGACAUAAAUGAUCGAUGCAAGUCACCAAAUACAUCUUCUAAAGUGUCGUCUGCAGCCUCCUUCCAAACAAUUCCAGAAAAUAUAUCUUCAGUCGGUUCGCAUUAUACUGGCUAUGGCAGCAUGCCACAUAAAGGAGGAAAGAAAAGUCAACAAAGCUCAUCGAAAGCACGUAGGCGAUCCCCAUCGCCGAACCAACCCACACUUCAGACUUCUGCACCUGUCCAGUCUCUCCAGUCACUAAAUUCUGUCCCCUUUCAGAACGAAUCACCAAGAAGGGAAAGUUUUGGAUCACCACGUCAGUACAAACAACAACAGCAGCAUCAACAAAAAAUACUGCAGCAACAACAAAAACAACAACAAAAACAGUAUGAACAACAAAUGCAGAGGCAGAAACAUCAGACUAUGGAACCAUCUCCUAAACCAAACAGACGACAUCUGCCACGGCAAUUAUCAGCUCCAUCUCUACGAGACAACAGCCACGCUCGUCAAAAUAGUAACUCUAAUGUUAAAAAGCAAUCAACCUCUGUUACACAACAUCCUCAGCUUCAGCCAUUAGAAGGUAUUAAAAGUUUGCCACAACAUGUUAUGGCAACGUCAUCUUUAAGAAGGAAUAGUGCACCCCAGAAACCCGUAGUCCGGGAAGGGUCAGCAAUGGCACAGGCCCUAAUGAUAGCCGAGGGCUUCCCUCUACACGCUGAGCUUGCGGCAGCUGAGCAGGCAAUGAAACCCAGUGGUAUCUCCCAAGUUUUUGCAAAACAACACCAGCAUUCCUAUUCACAUCAACAGCACCUGUCCGAAAGAUGUCAUGCCCGUAGUAGGUCUUCUCCAGUUACUUCUAAUAACUGUGAAAGAAUUACUCAACAGAGGUCUUUGUCAACGGUGAGGCAAGUCGAAGAAGACAUGUCUCAUCUACAACUUAACCAACAGCAUAUUCGACAUCAGCAUCAUCCCCACCACCAACAGCAACAUGGAGCUAUCCAGCACCAAUCACAUUGUCAUCAGAGACACCAGUCUCCAAGUCCUCAGCACAAUCUACAUGUGCACUCUCGGAACCAAUUUCAUCAGUAUUUAGACUCGCUUGAUUAUCAAGAUCUUCCACCAAUGCAACGUAAGGCGUCACUUCCGGCAUCUUUCAAUCAGGUGAAUGGCUCAAGAGUGCUAAAUGGUUCACCUAGCUCCCCAGAAUCCAGCAUACGUGGACGUCGCUGCAGAAUACGAACCAAUCCAAACUAUUCGGUGAAGAAUGCGUCUCAAAAUAAGUUAAACCUUCAGUCGACACCCCCUUUGCAGAAACCAAAGAGUAUAUUCGCUAAUGGAAUCGCCACAUCAAAUGGAUUUGAUUCGAACCACUCCUCGCCUACUCACGGGGCAUCUUUAACUGGAUCAUCUGACGGAUCUACCAGCCUUUCUCCUAUCGAGAUCAAGCAAGCGAUUAGGAUGAGCUUUGAGGGUCCAUGUACUGUCAACGGAUUUAAAAAGGAGACUCCCUUGUGAUAAAAUUAAAGGGCUCGGCAAGACUCUGGAUCGAAGACCUGAUCGGGUUAGACAACAACUAUUCCAAGCAGUUCUGACAGCUGUUGUAAUCCAGUCGCAAUACCGCAGACGACACAGAUCCAUGUUAGGCCGGGAGUUUACAGAAAACAUCCAGCACCCAAGUCACCUAUCCGCAGGAAUUUGCGAAUCUGAUCGCUACGUGUUCACGGCCUAGAUGACAAGUUUGGUAUUCGUGCAGAAGGUGUAGCUUCGCUAAUAUAAGUCGCUGCAAUUCUUCGAAUCAGGCUAUCCUGUUAAUAUUGUGCAAUUAUUGUGUACAUAUACCUUAGUAUGCAACCAUUUAUGUUAUUUUUCAUGUGCAUAAAUUAAAGAAUGGUUCUAAUAUGAAAUCGAAUACAAAACAUUGCUACAAAUAAGGGGCUAAAGUAUUCCACGAAUUCUCAUAAGAACUGUAUUAAUUAAUUUGUAUUAUUUGAGACGAAUAAGAUGAGUUUGGAUACUGUACGGUACUCGUGGUUUUAAGAUGAAUCUGAACUUAUGUUGAAAUGUAUUGAAUAGGCUUGUCUGAUGCAAAUUGAUGUAAACUGUGUGGUUUUUUUAAUUCUGCACAAGUCAAAACUCAGUGAUAAAGUUUCAAUUUAAACAUCUCAAAACCAAAGUACACGCUAUUUGAUAUCGAAGCUGUUCAAUUAUUUUGCGUUUAACGAGCGUGUGACGCGUUUAACGAGAAUGUCACGCGUUACCUGAAUUAUAUACUUUGAGAUCAAACGAUUUAUCAUUCAGUUGCGAUAACCUCAUGGGGAGUUCAAUUUGAUGCCCCGAGCACCAAGCUUUGAAUUCCACUUAACUUUUUCCCUUCGACCAGCCAAACAGCAACAAUGGCACAAACCCACAUUAGGCCUAGGUCUAUUUAUUAUCGCCGUUUAUAAAUCCCUAGUUGAUUGUACCACCCCGAAAGUGAGAAUUCAUGGAUCGGGCUCAAGAAGCCAAAGUCCCGGUCACACACUGGCUAUAGCCAAUAUUGGCAAUUUUUUUAUUUUUUAUUUUUUUUUAUAAUUAAAUUUAUCCCAUUGUGUUAAUCAAAUUGUAUUUCUAAAUAAUAAUUAAAUAUUGGCUCGCGACAAUCAUGCCGUUUGAAAUGAAACAUCCAUAGCUGGGUAUCCUGAAGUACAUCCUCGGCUCAUUUUCGUAAUAUAUACCUACGUAUAAAAAAUGUACGCGCGCGCCGUUGACAACCAAUAUUGAGAUAUUGAGCCGGUAAUAAUCUUUGGAGCAUGGUUGGAGACGUAUAAUGAAUAAUGUGCUUGACUUGAUAUCACAUGGUCUCAGCUAAUUAGGAAUUCCAAUUCUGUGCUCGCCAGAUUUGCUCUAUGUCUGGUAUGUUAUCCUCCAGCUCAAGAAAUGAUUUGUGAUACCCUGAUAUCAUAGUCAGAAAUUAUUUUUACCACAUAUUUUUUUUACAGACAUUUUUGCUUGCAUUCAAUAUUCAAAGUAAAGUAGAAUUACAUGGCACUUUCAUGUUUUGAAUCAAAAGGAUUAUACAAAAAUUAAAGUAAUAGUCAUAUAACCGCAGUA
This is a messenger RNA of Anneissia japonica, 7314 nucleotides long. Its product is annotated as ankyrin repeat domain-containing protein 50-like. The coding region runs from base 739 to 5739 and encodes 1666 amino acids. Gene Ontology annotation, cellular component: cytoplasm. Lineage: Eukaryota; Metazoa; Echinodermata; Crinoidea; Comatulida; Comatulidae. Gene Ontology annotation, biological process: innate immune response. The record is from RefSeq and is a predicted model, not a curated record. Gene Ontology annotation, molecular function: protein binding. The transcript is spliced from 3 exons.